AUGUCGCAGUCCUCGACCUCGCUUUCGGCUGAGGCAGGCAAGGCCCUGGAGAGCUUGCAGGAAUUUGGUUCCUCGCCUCUCGUUCUCCCGGAGCACUAUGUCAACCCCUCCAUCCAGGUCAUGUCUUUGAUCACCUCUGAGCUGGGACAGCAAAUCAGCUCAGGCUACACCUGCCAAGUGUAUCUUCCAGCCCAGCCCUGCUAUUCCCCCUUCUCUGAGGUGCAACGCAUCGAUGUGUCGCGUGGCCCCGCCACCUUCCCGCUCCUCCUGGAGGAUCGAGAGCACUAUGUGAUCCGGACUGCCCAAGCCGGCUUCAGUGCGGAGAUUAAUCGAGAAAUUAUCAGGGCGGCUCGCAUGCCUGAGGUGGUGGUCCUCCAGACCAUCUUGGCCUGGGACCCACAGCACCUCCGAGUGCUCAUGCCUCGCCACUACCCGGUCCCGGUCUCUGCCCUGACCACUCGUCAUGUCUUUCGUCUCAUGCAAGACAUGCGCAGGGCGAUCUCCCUGCUCCAUGACCAUGACAUCAUACAUGCUGACGUUCGGCUGGCCAACAUCAUGAUCCGCACGGACCCGGCCAGCUUUGUCCUCAUCGACUACGGUGGCAGCAAGGAGACCAUCUGGCCGGUCCGUUAUGGCUACACUGUAGCAGGCCGUGGAGGUACCCAACACCGCCCUCCGGCUGAAUGCAUGAACGAAUGGUCGACCCCCUCACUGCGAGUUCCCUACCUCUGCGGCCGCAGCGACUUCCACCGCCUGGCCUGUACCAUCAGAGAGGAAAUUCUUGGCCAAAUGGCAAGCGAGGCUGAGCAGGAACUGGACAUGAUGCUUGACACCACCACGUGGAAGGUCAAGCCCAAUCCUCACAGCCUAUUCCCUCCUGGCUCGUGGCGUGACACUGCUGUCAACCCUACCAUCAUGCUGACAGCUCACCUGUGGACUGCUGAGGGCAAGUCACGCACUUGCACGACCACCUUCCGCUCGCCUUUGGAACGCAAGGGCAACUCCAACGGGCAUUUUGUGGACGAGCCGGACCAGCCCUCCUAUGAGCCUGGCGUCUCUCUCACGGCUCAGAUCAACACUGGCUCGUGGGAGCAUCGGGUCUUUCCCUGGCUGUCAUACCGUAACAGGGAUGGCAUGCUGGAGCUGGAGCCACCCAGGCCCACCUCGGAUGGACCCAGCCCCAGCGCAGACCCAGAGCAACGCUCUCCCAUCAGUGGGCAACGCCCAAGAGCCGCUCGUGCCGGGGCGAACAACUUCGGACUCAGCUCCGCCCACAACGACGCCUCCCUCCCCCAUGCUGACGGGUCUUCCCGCUCGUCCAUGCUCUGGAGCAACACGCUGGCACCACGGUACCCGGAGCAGAUGGCCUUUCCCGAGCGGCUCUCUCCAAUUCCAUCCCUGUCGCUCUACUUAGAGUACCAGGUGUCUUCAAUCUCCUUUUUUCAGGCAACGCCUGCAUACUGCGAGCAACGCUUGCUGGGUCGGGAGGUGCUCAAUGAGGCGCCGCCCUUUCUGGCUCUCGCUGACUCCACCUUCCAAGGCCUCUUGCGGCAGGGAGCCUCCCUCCUCCGUUCCUAUCCUGGACGUCCCUCCAUCCUAGGGGCCCUCGCGGCGGGGGAUUCCCUCCAGCCUCGUGACUCCCUGCCGGCUCCGAUCUUGGCCAAUGAGGGCUUCUUGAACUUCCUUCGGGACAAGCUCGAUGAGCCCGUCAAGUGUGCCACCUCCCAAGCAGUCUGCUAUGUGGAGAGGGCACGGCACGACUUCAACCUCAAGGACCACGAGUUCGCCUGGCAGAUCAUGGACCUCCACCAGCCCCCGGACCUGGACCUUUAUGGCCAGGACCCCACGCAUUUUCAGCAGUCCGCUGAACUGCCUGCUAUUGGGCACCACAGCGAGCUGAAGGAGGCACCCGAAACCCCGCAGGGCAACGCCCCCCAAACUCCAGUUACCUCUCCUUUUGCGGGUGGCCUGGGACACGGGGAUACGCAGCAGACGCCGCACACCCCUCCACCUUUUCUGCCUGUCUUCCUGUGCUGCUCCUGGAACGCGACCCAGGGCAUGAUACAUCAAGAGAUGUUAGCCACCCACGCGCUCAUCCGAGCUUCUACCCUGAGAGAGUUGCUGAUCGUGGCGGCCAGCCAAGCCAACUUCCCCAUUGAAAAGACGUACCACCUUACGGUGCCGGCUGGACGAACUCCCUUUGGGCAGUUUCCAAUUCCGCAGCGCCUCGUCCAAACCUUCAUUCAUGAUGAUAUGGUUGGCCCCAAGGAAAUGGCGGAGGCAAAGUUCCGGACCUUUCGUCGCGAGUUCUUCAACGAUGAGGCCUGCGCGGAAGUGAUCCGUUCAGUCACUGGAGGAGCAGGGCAACGCCUUCUCUCCAAGCUCAAAAGCAACGCGCAUCGCGCUGAUGUUUUCAGAUACGUUGAGCACUGGCUCCGCGGCGGCAUCUACCUGGACAUCAAGACGGCUUUCCUGAUCACGCCGCAGGAGCUCCACUCCUCCAUCGUGGCAGAGUGGCGGCAACAGCCACUCCUCUCCGACCUUGCCUCCCAAGCCUAUGGCUGGGAUGCCGACACCUUGAGAGCUAGCGGCCCUCCUGAUUAUUUUCUCACGGCCAUCGGUCAGAAAAAGGACCACAUUUUCCAGGGCAUCCUCCUGGGACGACGGCAGCACCCCCUCAUGACGGCUGCACUACGCCAUGCUUUUCAGCACAAGUAUGUGGAUGCGCAGGGAGCCAUCAAUGAGACGUAUCUCUUUUUCUGCAUCGCCCUCUAUGAGAUCGUACGUCAGGACCUGCUCAAUGACCAGGCCCUCCACCCGACAGCGCAAGGCCGCAGCUUGGCCCCUGGCUGGCACCUCACUCAGACCCUGGGCCCGAUCUAUUUGCUGCAGGAGAUCCAUGAAAAUGAGUUGCGGAGAAUGCAGGGCGUGCCUUUGAAUGAGGGACAUGGGUUCCGAACAGCCACCGGGCAGCUUAUUGCCCUUACUCGGUGCUGGGGCUGGAACAAGGGCUGGAAGGCAGACCCGGCUUCCACUAAAGCCAACAAUGAUGCCAUCCUCCGUGGACUCCCUACCGCACUCCACGCUGCGCAGGAGGCUGGCAACGCCACGGCCCAGCGAGGCAACGCCUCCUCAACUCCGGUCCCCACUGAGGCAACCAUUCAGGCUCAUGUGCUCGAAGCUCUUGACACCAGCCUUCUCGACAGGAUUGUGCAGCUCAUCGAAAAGUGGCCGCGGUACUAUGGCGAGCUCACCAAGCAGCAAGUCCAGGAGCUCAUCCCGCGCGCGGCGCUACAUGGCAUCACGCUGGGGAGGAGGCCUACGCCAGAGCUGCUACUAGGCGCUCAGGCCCGACUGCUGCGGCGGCUUCCUCCUCGGAUUCUGGAAACCAGAGGCCCAACGAGCCUGCCUCCCCGCCGCCAUACGUCGCACCGCGACCGGCCAUCCUUGAUGCACCGCAUCGUCAUGAAGCUCCUCCUCAAGAGCCAGAAGACACUCCUCCCACAAUGGAGGAACUUUGUGGCGAAGGACUUCUAUGACUGGGUGGUGGCUGUAGCGGAUCUCCAGUCGCUGACGGCUCCUGAAGUCGUGGGUGUUCUUCAGCCCCAGGAGUUCACAGCGAUCUGGAACGCCCGACUUCAGGUCCUGACCAAGCUGCCAACCGUGCUUGCAGGCCUCAGCAGGGUCUACCAGAAACCUGAAGCUGAUCGUAAGGACCUCAGCUGGCGCUCUGUGAUCUCGGGCCGGCUCGUUGUCCACCCCUCCGGCCACCUGACGAUGGCCACGAAGGACCGCGCCGGUCAAGAGCACAUCCAUCCCAAGCUCACGACCUGGCUCGGGGGCCUUCAGGCUACCAUCAAAAAUGGGGUCCCCUACGCUCUCUUCGAGGGCAAGCGUGUGGCUACUCAGGAUGAGUUCCGCCUCUUUGCGACGACCCUGCAGACCAUCUACGAGGCGGCCACCAAGAAGGCACACCAGCCUUCCCAUGUCAAUAUUAUCCAGGCCACGCGCGACAGCCACCCCACCAUCAAGAUUACGCACGGCCAAGUCCUGGACAGCAAGCUGAACGUCAUCCGCAAUGUCACCGGCCAGCAACUUCGUAGUCGCCGUGAAAGGCAAGCUGAACAUAGGGAGAACAAGGAGUCCAGAAGGUCGGAUCCUUAUGGCUCCCAUGAGCCCUCAUCCGGACAACACUCCCGAUCUGCCGGCUCCCAGGACUGGCAAGACUGGCAGGACUGGGAUGAGAACUCCUAUGCUGCCAAGAACUCUGCUUACCACGGCUACUACCGCUGA
Symbiodinium sp. CCMP2592 is the source of this 4293-nucleotide messenger RNA. NCBI's taxonomy places the organism in Eukaryota, Dinophyceae, Suessiales, Symbiodiniaceae. The record is from the annotation of a GenBank genome assembly.